CUGGCCCCUUGUUUUAUCUAAGGCAGUUCCAGGCAGGAAGACCUGACUCUGCUGCCCUGCUGUCCUCUGGCACGGCUAGGCGGGACACUGGGCACAACUCUCUCAUUGCCCUAACUGGCUGCAGAGCGCAGGGCAUCCCAUCUGUCGACAGGAAGCUGCUCCCCCAGCCCAGGGGCUCCAGGAAGUCGAGGGCCAAGGUCUGUGCCACCCUGGGAAAAAUAACCCUGACCCAUGCAAAGGGUGGAGAGGUUAAUCAGUGACAAAGGACAGAACUCUCUUGGGCUCCCAGCUGGGGUGGCCAGAACCCUUCCUCCAGACGGCUCCUGCGUGGCCAGCCCUUAGGCGUCUACACCAUGGAAUCCACCGUGAAGCUGCUGGUUUUCCUGUCCUGCUUGGGAGCAUCUGCCCCGCUCUGCCAAAUCUCCCCUGCAAACAGCGGCCUGGUGGCAAGCGGCAUCCGGCAGCUCCUGGGAUGGAUGGACCGGCGCUCCCCUUCGGAGCUGAACCCCAGCAUCUAUGUGGGGCUCCGUCUCUCCAACCAGCCAAGCCAGGACCAAGACGACCUCUAUCUAAGCAGCCUCAUGGUCCAUUACCAGCAGGUUUUCACCAGCCUCGCACCAGACCACCAACACAAGCCCUCUAUGGGCCAGCUGGCCUUGUACCUGCUAGCCAUGCGGGGCGGCUGUAAGGAUAUUGGCACCCGGAAAGGAAACGUCCUAGUUACCCAACUCAAGCGUUACCUGGAGGAGGAGAAGCAUCUUAUAGGGCACGAGCACAAGGGCCACCCUCUCACGAGCUAUUACCAGUACGGCCUGGCCAUCCUGGCACUGUGCAUCCAUGACAAGAAGGUGCCUGGGCACGUGGUGGAGAAGCUGCUGCAUGCGGCCGAGCAUGACGUCUUCCUCCAUGGAAGCCAGUACUCUGUGGGCCCUGAUGGAAGCCCCUUCGCCAGAGUCGGAGCUGGCCUGCCUCCGGGCUGGGGAUGCUCUCAUGAAGGGCCUCGAGGAAGGGGCCUUCCAGAACCCCAUGCCCCUGUCCCAGCUGCUGCCCGUCCUGCACCAGAGGACCUACCUCAGCCUCAUGCAGCUGGACUGCAAUGAUGAAAGAGGUCUCCUAGAAGCAGAUGCCACCGUCCCGCUGACUCAGGAGCCACGGAACAUUGAGGUCAGGCUGAGAGUCCAAACGGAUCUCCAGCUCGUGUUCCUUCAUGAUCAGCAGUACCUUGUCCCUGAGGGGGCCACACUACAGGACGUCCUGCUCAAGGCCCAGGAGGAGGGCUUGUUCACGUACGGAACCCAGACCACCUUGUCUGGUCCCUUUCUGACCUCGGUGAUGGGCAUAAGCCCUGGAGAACGGCAAUACUGGCAGCUCCUCCGUGCCCCAGACACGCCUCUCCUGCAAGGCAUUGCCAACUACAGGCCCCAGGAUGGGGAGACCAUCCUUCUGAGACUGGCCAGCUGGUAGGGAGGGCCACUCCAUCAUCCCAGGGCUCCGUUAUCCAGAGACCUAGCCGCUCCCUUUGGCAUCUGCUACCUUUUGUAGAGGAGAACAGAAGAGGGUGGGGAGGGAGGGAGCUUUUUCAGAACCUAUUAUAACCCUCCCACAACCAGCUAAGGGCAGAUGAUAUCAAACCCUGAGGUUUGACAGUGACCACGGAAGGCCCUCCCCUCUGCCCCCCUCCAAGCCCCUUUGCCUGGUUAUUCCUCUGUCCCUUCAACCUCUCCAGAUCUAGAGACAUCCACACACCAGGGACCUCCCAGCUGAAGACCUCAGUGUGCCUGCAAAACUAAGGUCCCUGGGCCCCAGCCCUGCCUUCUAUGGCACUGGGGGGCUCACUGGGGAGAGAAUAUGGUGAGAAUCACUUCAUAGAAACCUUAGAGAUCCAGCUCAGCCCCUCAGGUGAGACCAAAGCAAGGAAGGGUCCCCCAGGGUGGGGGCAGGGAGAUAGAGUCUGGAUCUGAACUCAGGUCUUUAGACUCUCAGUCUAGUGCCCUUCUGGGCUGCAUGUCUUAUGGACCCUGCUUCACCAAUAAGGAGACCGAGGCCUGAAAAGAGGAACCAAUUUCCCCAGGAUUCCCUGGGGCAACUUUUUCUGCCAAGAUUCCUGGGCAGUCGAUUUCCCAGGGUUCCUUGGAAGUGUCUGAGCCAAGAUUCAAACUUAAGUCUCCUUCCCCAGGGUGGGCCUUUCAGCAGUUUGCAGGAACUAUGGAACAGCAAGAAAAAAGAAAAAAGGCCUGGGUUCAAAUUCUGGCUCUGGCUACCCAAUGGAAAUCUUGGGCAAAUCGCUUAAUCUCUCUGGGCCUGUUUUCUCUUUUGUACAAUGGAGGCAUUGACCCUCCAAGGUUCCUUCCAUCUCUGAAUGUAUGAGCCAGCUGUGAUUUGAAGCCCCCUGGGCCCUUCCUGCCCCUGCUGGGACCCCCAAGAACCAGGAGCCCCAGUGGCCAGGCUUCUGCCCCUCCUCCGUUUCUGUCCUGACCUCCUCCCACACCAAAUGGGGACUGUGCCUACUCAGGUUUGAUGUAUUACUUGCUUAUAAGCACCAUUGUUCCACUGCAGUGGAUUUUGGUCUCUGGUUGCAUCAAAAAUGAUUAAAUGGCUGAAGUUUAA
Molecule: messenger RNA, 2607 nt
Organism: Trichosurus vulpecula (common brushtail)
Lineage: Eukaryota; Metazoa; Chordata; Mammalia; Diprotodontia; Phalangeridae
Gene: TCN2
Product: transcobalamin 2
Biological process (GO): cobalamin transport
Molecular function (GO): cobalamin binding
Source: RefSeq, a predicted model, not a curated record